AUGUUGAACAACGACACCGUUUCAGUCGGCUUCUUUCUCUUUCUCUUCCUCUUCAUAGCCGUUUCAGAGCCGACAUUCAACGACGACGUUUUGGGUCUCAUCGUUUUCAAGUCUGGCCUCCACGACCCACUCUCCAAGCUCGCCUCUUGGAACUCGGAAGACUACGAUCCCUGCAACUGGGUCGGAUGCGUGUGCGACCCGGCCACCAGUCGUGUCACGGAGCUCCGGCUCGACGCCUUCUCUCUCUCCGGCCACAUCGGCCGUGGCCUUCUCCGUCUCCAGUUCCUCCACACCUUAGUCCUCUCCAACAACAACCUCACCGGAGCCCUAAACCCCGAGUUCACUCACCUCCAACUCGUCGAUUUCAGCGGCAAUAAUCUGUCGGGUCGGAUCCCGAAAGGGUUCUUCGAGCAAUGCGGGUCCUUGAGGUCCGUCUCUUUCGCCAACAACAAACUCACCGGUCCUCUUCCAGUCUCCCUCACCUACUGUUCUACUCUCACCCAUCUUAACCUCUCUGCCAAUCAGCUUUCCGGGAGACUACCUCGAGAAAUCUGGUUCCUCAAGAGCUUAAAGUCUCUUGAUCUAUCUCACAACUUCCUCCAAGGAGAGAUCCCCGAUGGGAUUGGCGGUCUCUUUGAUCUCCAUGAAAUUAACUUAUCCAAUAACUGGUUUUCUGGUCAUCUCCCUUCCGACGUUGGAACCUGUUCUUCCUUGAAAUCGCUUGAUUUCAGUGAGAACUACUUGUCCGGCUAUCUUCCCGAUUCUAUGAAAACCCUCGGCUCGUGCAGCUCUAUUCGCCUGCGAGGAAACUCCCUCAUCGGAGACAUCCCUGAAUGGAUCGGCGAAAUCGCCAGCCUCGAGUCUCUGGAUCUCUCCGCCAACAACUUGUCAGGCCAUGCCCCUUUCUCCCUCGGCAAUCUCGAGUUUCUCAAGGAACUGAAUCUCUCCACAAACUUGCUCGCUGGGGAGAUCCCCGAGACCAUCUCCAACUGCUCCAACUUGAUCUCCAUUGACGUGAGCAAGAAUUCAUUCUCCGGGCAUGUGCUCAAGUGGAUGUUCAACGGAUAUUCAGAAAGCUCCUCGCUUUCUAGAUCAGGGAACGACACUCUUCUCUCCAUGGUCGGGUUUCUUCAUGGUCUUCGGCUCCUAGAUUUGUCCUCUAAUGGUUUUUCCGGUGAGAUUCCGUCUAACAUUUGGACCCUCACAAGUUUGGUGCUUCUCAAUUUGUCCACCAACGCUUUCUUCGGUUCCAUACCAACCGGCAUUGGAGGAUUGAAAGUCGCAGAGAUUCUUGAUCUGAGUAGCAAUCUUCUCAACGGAACCGUGCCUUGUGAGAUCGGAGGAGCCGCCUCCCUGAAACAACUUCAUCUGCAGAGAAACCGCCUCGCCGGCCAGAUUCCGGCUCAAAUCUCAAACUGCUCGGCUUUAACCGCAAUAGACCUGUCGGAGAAUAAUCUAUCUGGUGGGAUUCCGGGGAGCAUAGGCAGUUUGAGCAACCUCGAGUACAUAGACUUGUCCACAAACAAUCUCUCCGGAAGCUUACCCAAAGAAAUAGAGAAGCUUUCUCAUCUGGUCACCUUUAACAUCUCUUACAACAGCAUCACUGGGGAGCUUCCAGCUGGAGGUUUCUUCAACACCAUCCCUCUCUCUGCCGUCACGGGUAACCCAUCACUCUGCGGAUCCGUCGUGAACCGCUCAUGUCUCUCUGUCCACCCCAAACCAAUCGUCCUCAAUCCCAACUCCUCCAACCCAGCCAAUGGUCCACCUCUCGGCGGUCAGAUUAGGAAGAGCGUUUUGAGCAUAUCCGCGCUCAUUGCCAUUGGCGCAGCGGCCUUCAUUGCCAUCGGGGUGGUCGUCGUCACGCUGCUCAACGUGCACGCCCGAUCUAGUGUAUCUCGUCACGAUGCAGCAGCAGCUGCUGCCGCUCUCGCUAUGUCGGUGGGAGAAACAUUCAGCUGUUCGCCAAGUAAAGAUCAAGAGUUCGGGAAGCUGGUCAUGUUCUCAGGCGAAGCUGACGUGUUUGACACCACAGGCGCAAAUGCGUUGCUCAACAAGGACUGCGAGCUGGGCCGUGGCGGCUUCGGAGUGGUCUACAAGACGAAUCUCCAGGAUGGGCGUCCACUGGCAGUCAAGAAACUGACGGUGGCAGGUCUGAUAAAGUCGCAGGAGGAGUUCGAGAGAGAGAUGAGACAACUCGGGAAGCUGAGACACAGGAAUGUGGUGGAGAUCAAAGGGUACUACUGGACUCAAUCGCUGCAGCUCCUGAUCCACGAGUUUGUCUCUGGGGGAAGCUUGUACAGACAUCUACACGGGGACGAUAAUGUUUGUCUAACGUGGCGUCAAAGAUUCAGCAUCAUUCUGGGGAUUGCUAGAGGUCUGGCUUAUCUGCACGCCACUAACAUGACUCACUACAAUCUGAAAGCAACGAAUGUGCUUAUAGACGCCACAGGGGAGGCGAAAGUCUCUGACUUUGGGCUGGCCAGGCUCUUGGCCUCGGCGCUGGACAGGUGCGUCUUGAGCGGCAAGGUACAGAGCGCCUUGGGGUACACAGCCCCGGAGUUCGCUUGUAGGACGGUCAAGAUAACCGACAAGUGCGAUGUGUACGGGUUUGGGAUCUUAUUGCUGGAGGUGGUGACGGGGAAGAGGCCGGUGGAGUACGCGGAGGACGACGUGGUGGUGCUGUGUGAGACGGUGAGAGAAGGGUUAGAGGAAGGGAGGGUGGAGGAGUGCGUUGACGGUAGGCUGAGAGGGAAUUUUCCGGUGGAGGAGGCAGUACCAGUGAUAAAACUAGGGUUGGUAUGUGGGUCCCAAGUGCCGUCAAAUAGGCCGGAGAUGGAAGAAGUGGUGAAGAUUUUAGAGCUCAUACAGUGUCCUUCUGACGACUCGGAGUGA
Messenger RNA from Microthlaspi erraticum, 2892 nucleotides. Lineage: Eukaryota; Viridiplantae; Streptophyta; Magnoliopsida; Brassicales; Brassicaceae. The record is from the annotation of a GenBank genome assembly.